Saprolegnia parasitica CBS 223.65 is the source of this 369-nucleotide messenger RNA. RefSeq lists its product as hypothetical. The transcript has a single exon. The record is from RefSeq and is a predicted model, not a curated record. NCBI's taxonomy places the organism in Eukaryota, Oomycota, Saprolegniomycetes, Saprolegniales, Saprolegniaceae. Bases 1 to 369 code for a protein of 122 amino acids.
AUGAAGACGCUGCCGCAGGGCGACUACGCGACGACGGUCAUUGACGCAGUGUCUUGCGAAUUUCACUUGUCGAAUGUGGCGACGACCAACGACGACGAUGCGUGGUGGAGCCGGCCCGCGACGCUUCUUGGUGGUCGCAUGCGCGCUUCGAUGGCGAAGGGCUUGAUGCGCGGUGCGAUGCGCAGCAGUGGAGAAACGACACCCGCGGCGCCCAUGUGCCCGACAGCAGCGUGGACGUUGCAGCGAUCCGACGGCAGCUUUCUCAAUGUGACGGCGCCGGCCAAGACGCUCACGGUCGCGCUCGAUGUGAACGUGACCAUGUUUGGUCACUUGAGCGUCGUCUCGAUCGACUCGAUGGCGGACGCUUAG